CAUUGUGAUAGAUAUGUAGGCCAACUUUCACUACUCCCUUCAAGCGUGUAGAACAGAGUUGGUAGUUUCAACUUUCUUAGACUACGUCUUAAGAUUACCGCCAGCGGUCUGUGGAAAAGCAUCGUGAAAAUGUCACUCUCCAAGUUCACCCUGAAUUUUUUACGAGGGAGCAAAGUGGCCCGUGCUAGUGGCGUUUUUUGCGCAAGGGGUUUGGGUUCCGCACAACCGGAGUUGGAAAAAAAGCCAGAUUUUAACGUAAGAUGGAAUAAAGUGGUUGCAGAUGCUGAGAAAAUUGUCGGAUAUCGUAAUUCUUUUAUUGGUCUGAGAUGGUUGCUUAGUGAGGAAGUGGAAAAUAUUGCUGUGCAGAUAAGGAAGAUGAAGAAGUCUAAACAUCCGUUAAUCAAGACGGUCAAAGAUCUGAUAGCCAACGCCAACAACAGUAAACAACCAUGGGGUCUUGUAAUACUUUUGAUUUCGAAAGCUCUUGGACACAACGCCAAGAUCUCAAUUGCUCCAGCUGAAGAAAGCGUUGGAUAUCUACAUUCUCAGAGAGCUCUAGCCGAAAUUACCGAAAUGAUUAGGACAAGUCAUAUAGUCCACAAAGGACUGCUGAAUAUACCUAAAGACACACCAGCGGAAAAAUUGGACAACAUCGUCAACGGAAACAAAUUAGCUUUGUUAUGUGGAGACCAUCUGCUGAGUACCAGCUGUUUGGAACUCGCAAAACUGGAGAAUCAAGAAUUGGUAGAACUGAUGUCAUCUGCUGUUAGGGAUUUGUCAGAAUCUGGAUUUAUCGGUGUCAGGGAUUAUCAGAAUCUUCCACUUCCGUCCUUUCCCAGAAAUGGCGGUGCAACCAAUUUCAAAUUACCGGAAGAUCCUUUGGAUCCUGUGAAACCUGGAGAUGCUUUGGGAGUGGCCAAAUCAGAAUGGACACUGAGGAAUAUUUUGGAUGGAGGUAAUCUACUAGGUAAAGCAUGCCAGGGUUCCUUGAUAUUGGCUGGACAUUCCACCACAACUCAAAGACAGGCCUACCAGUUUGGACUGAAUCUUGCGCUAGCUUGGCAAGCAAACACAGAUCUUAAGUCUUUCGCUCCACAAUAUAAUAACACAGUAUUCUCUUUAGUAUCAGCACCUGUAUUGUUUACUUUAGAACAGGAACCUGCUUUGUAUGAAGAAAUAGAAAAAGGACAACAAAAUGUCAAUGAUGUAAAUUAUGAGAAAAUAAGGGAAAUGGUAAUCGCAGGUCCAGGACUUGAAAAGACUAAGAAUUUGCUCGAGGAACUUUGUAACAAUACGUUCGAAUUUUUGGAAAAAUUACCUGAUUCAGAAGCAAAAGAAGGAUUAGAGUCUUUAAUAACUCGCAUUGCUGGAAAAUAAUGUGAAUUUAUAGGUUUACACAUUACUAUACAAGUUGCACAGCCCAACAAACAUUUUAGUUUCAGCUGUCCCAGUGAUUUUUGGGAUUAGAAGUCUCAUUUGGUCUGUAAAUUUUUUUUUAAGCUAUUGUUGGGUUAUGCUAUAGUUACCUAAACAUGGUAUGUUGUAGAAAUAGUUCUAUUGAAAUUAUGAAAGAAAUCAAGACUUUUGGACUGAUUUAAAUUGAGAAGAAUUUAUAUAAGUAGUAUAUGAAAAAAAUUUUUUGUUGAGAGCAAUCUAUUUUUAAAAAGACUACUAUGAACGGAUUUGUGGAUAUCACUGAUGUAUAACGAAGUAAGUACCUGAAUUGUUUGGAAAAGGGGCUUGAAUAAAUUCAGAUAUUUUUAUAUUUACUCAUAUUUCAAUGAUUUUAAGGAUAUAUUUAUUUUAUUACCACAUUGAAUGUAAUGAUAAUAUAUUAUUUUUAAGAAAAAUAAUCUUUCUCUCUCAACUCAUCUAUGAGGAAAUACUUGAAUUAUCGAAUUCAAUGAUUAACCUAAAUUAUCAGUAACAUUUUGUUAUUAUAAUUUUUUUUUUUGAAUCCCUACUCUUCCGAAAAACUUUAAUUAUACAUUUUUCCUUAUCUAUCUUAUUUACUUAUGAUAUAAGAUAUGAGUGAAGGAUAAGAAAAUGAUUCAUGAAAUCUUGGAGUAGUUUAUUUUGAUCAGAAAAUAAACUCUAAAAUAUCACAUGAUUCAUUAUAAUAAUACCAUCUCUGGAUGAACAAGAAUAUUUUGAUAACUUCUCACACUUUUUUUUUAAUUGAUUUCACUGCUGUUACUAAUAGAAUUAUAUAAUCUUAUGAUAGACGAACAAAUUAAAUGAGAAGAGGUUUGAAUCAAAAUUAUUUGAAAAUAUAUCAUUGUUAUCUGUAUAACAUUUAAAAAAUAAUAAAACUACUAACAUUGAAAAAAAUGCAACAAAACAUUAAUUAUUAUAUUUGCUUAGAACUAUUAGUUUCUGCCUGCAGAGAUAUUUAGUUUUAUAUAAAAUUAAAAACUUGAAUAUAAUACUUGAAAUAUCAACAACAGGUACAUUAACCUUAAUAAAUGAUAAAACACCUCAUUCUAUCAUGAUACUUUAUAUUGCUAGAGAUCAAACACUGGCUGGAUGGAAGAUUUGAAACUAAACUUUAAUAAGAAUAGCGAUGGUAGAAUUCAAAGUAAAAUUUGGUUUUCAAAGUAACAAUUUAGACAUUCACGAGGAUAUAAAACAAUUAUCACAGUUGUGCUGAAUUAUUAUUAAUUAAUGAUUAAUA
Molecule: messenger RNA, 2674 nt
Organism: Harmonia axyridis
Lineage: Eukaryota; Metazoa; Arthropoda; Insecta; Coleoptera; Coccinellidae
Gene: Pdss2
Product: all trans-polyprenyl-diphosphate synthase PDSS2
Exons: 4
Coding region: 130-1377 (415 amino acids)
Biological process (GO): ubiquinone biosynthetic process; isoprenoid biosynthetic process
Cellular component (GO): transferase complex; mitochondrion
Molecular function (GO): prenyltransferase activity
Source: RefSeq, a predicted model, not a curated record